Messenger RNA from Candidula unifasciata, 708 nucleotides. Lineage: Eukaryota; Metazoa; Mollusca; Gastropoda; Stylommatophora; Geomitridae. The record is from the annotation of a GenBank genome assembly.
AUGACCUACCAGUCUAACCUGAACAUCAAAGCCGAACCAUUCUCUCCAACUGCCCAGAACGACAUCUUGGCAAUGGCUGGUUCCAAAACAGUCAGCAGAACCACGACCAGAGGCGGCACUCCGGCUAAACGUCCCAAGAGCGAGACUAGAGAACUUCAGGCGUCCACACCAGAGAUCAAAAAGAAGUUGCAGAGUGCAGUUCUGGACCGAAGGAAGGCCAACGGCUUCACGGGCAUUCCUAACAAUCUGUUUGAGGAGCCAACAGUUUCUCAGCUAACAAAGGCCGACAUAGAAAGACGGGAGAAACGGAAAGAGCAGAACAGAAAAGCUGCCAAGAAAUGUAGAGCUAAGAAGAAGGAGCUUCAAGACAAGGCUGAGAAGGAGACCGCCCAGUACGCUGAAUCCAACGUGAUAAUGCAGCGGCGUUUGUAUCUUAUGUACCAGAGACUGUGUGCACUGGCUAUGUGUUUCAGCCAGCACCUCGACUGUGGCGACUGCAGAGUUCCCGUUGAGGCAAAAGAGAAAGAUCGACAGUUCAUUUCUGAGACGAUCAAGUUUCUAGAAUCUUGCACUAAAGUAGGUGUACCAGAAGAGGAGCAAGCUUCUUUUGCAGAGUUUAGUACUGAUCACAAUGAUACGUCUCAGCUUUCCUCCAUCAGUGACAACUACACCAGCAACAGCGAGGCCGUCGAGCACCACCUACUUUAA